AGAGCAGCGCGCCCCGCCGGGCCUCCGCCACGCCGCGGCUGCCCCUGCCCGUCCCCGCCUCCGUCCUGCGGCCCGCGCCACCAUGUCGGUCGAGCUGGAAGAAGCCGAUCUGCCCCUGACCGAGGCGGAGGAGGUGCCGCUCGCCCCGGAGAAGAAAGCGGCCGCUAAGAAGGCGAAAGGCGGCGGCGGCUCCUCGUUGUCGCCGUCGAAGAAGAAGAAGAACAACAAGAAGAAGAACCAGCCGGGCAAAUACAGCCAGCUGGUGGUGGAGACGAUCCGCAAGCUGGGGGAGCGCAAUGGCUCCUCGCUGGCCAAGAUCUACAACGAGGCCAAGAAGGUGGCCUGGUUCGACCAGCAGAACGGCAGGACCUACCUGAAGUACUCCAUCAAGGCGCUGGUGCAGAACGACACGCUCCUCCAGGUCAAGGGCACCGGCGCCAACGGCUCCUUCAAGCUCAACAGGAAGAAGCUGGAAGGCGGCGGCGACGGGGGCGCGGGCAGCAGCGCCCACAAGUCCCACAAGAAGGCGACGGCCUCCACGUCCCGGCGGGCGGAGAAGAAGCCGGCGGCCAAGAGCAAGAAGCCCGAGAAGAAAUCCCACAAGAAGGGAGCCGGCGGCGCGGCGGCGAAGAAGGACAAGGGCAAAGCCAAGAAGGCCACCAAGAAGGGAGCCGCGUCCCCCGGGGGCAAGAAGGUGAAGAAGUCCGCAAAGCCCAAGGCGCUCAAGAGCAGGAAGGCAUGAGAGCGGGGCGCAGGGAGCCC
Messenger RNA from Gymnogyps californianus (California condor), 762 nucleotides. Its product is annotated as histone H1.10. The record is from RefSeq and is a predicted model, not a curated record. The transcript has a single exon. Gene Ontology annotation, cellular component: nucleosome. The coding region runs from base 83 to 742 and encodes 219 amino acids. Gene Ontology annotation, molecular function: DNA binding; structural constituent of chromatin. Gene Ontology annotation, biological process: nucleosome assembly. NCBI's taxonomy places the organism in Eukaryota, Metazoa, Chordata, Aves, Accipitriformes, Cathartidae.